Messenger RNA from Styela clava, 1684 nucleotides. RefSeq names its product RISC-loading complex subunit tarbp2-like. The record is from RefSeq and is a predicted model, not a curated record. NCBI's taxonomy places the organism in Eukaryota, Metazoa, Chordata, Ascidiacea, Stolidobranchia, Styelidae. Gene Ontology annotation, cellular component: cytoplasm; RISC-loading complex; RISC complex. Gene Ontology annotation, biological process: regulation of regulatory ncRNA processing; siRNA processing. Gene Ontology annotation, molecular function: siRNA binding; double-stranded RNA binding.
UAGUAUACAGAUAUAGUGACGCAUUUAUAAUUAAUUCUGCAGGUAAAAAGUUAGGUAUUUGACUCAGGCGAGUUGACAGUAAAUUGGAUAUUUUCUAGUAUAAGUACUCUCGGAGUUUUUGCUUUAAGUUCAAGAGUAUUUAUAAAAGAAAAUGAGCCUUCACUCGCCAACUAUUGUGCCGCAGAACAACAUCACUGCAACUACGAGAUCACCUACCAGUCCGACAUCAGCAACAGGUUCUGCAGCAUCACCUUCCAAGACUCCGAUUUCAUCUCUUCAGGAAAUAUGUCAGAGAAUGGGGAAGACACCUCAAUACGAUCUGACAGCCAUGGAGGGACGGGCUCACCAACCCCAAUUUGUGUAUCGAUGCACAGUUGGUGAUAUCAUGAAGACUGGACAGGGUGGUAGUAAGAAAUCAGCUAAACAUGCAGCUGCGGAAGCUGUACUUAAUUCACUGAAAAAUGGUGGGGAUGCUGAUGAAGCAGAAGAUGAAUCGCAGAAUCAACAAGAAGUUCCUGAACAGAAGAUUGAAGAACUAUCUUCACAGGAGAGUACUAACCCUGUGGGAACAUUACAAGAAUUGGUUGUGGCUAGAGGGUGGAGGCUUCCAGUAUACUCAAUGUACGCAGAGUCUGGUCCUGCUCAUAAAAAAGAAUUCAUCAUGUGUUGUACAGUGGAAUCAUUCAAAGAAUAUGGCAGUGGAACAGCGAAGAAGCAUGCAAAAAGGGCAGCAGCGACAAAAAUGUAUGACAAGAUAAUGGCAUUACCCGCUGAUGCUAAACCCCCUCCAGAUCACGAAGUGAAAGGAAAGCCUGUUUCAUUUGAUAUCCUCUACAAUACUAAUGGAGAUAAAAUUCAACCGAUGCAUCUUGAUGAUUCUCUGGAAAUCAAUGUUUGUCAAUAUCUUCAACAGAUUGCUGAACACUCCAACUUUUCUGUUGAAUAUUAUGACAUACAGGAGUAUACAUCAAAUGGAACGUUCCAAUGUAUGGCUUUACUCACAACUCAGCCAGCGUUUUCUGUUUCUGGUGUAGGCACGAGCUUUGAUGAAGCACAUGGAGUUGCAGCGAAAAAUGCCAUUCGCAUGUUGAAGAUAUUUUUUCAAAGAAUGUCAACAAAUCGUGAAGGUGUAAAAAAAGAAGCAGGAGAGAAGUAGUUAACAAAGUAGUCCAAUGUAGCCUUUUAUAUUAAAUGUUCAAUUUUUUUUUUAUGUGUGCCAUACGGAUUUUGAAUAUUUUUCCUAAGUGUUAAAUUUUUAUUUUUAAAUGAAAUAACUGAACAUAUCUUCAAUGUAUCAAUUUUUGUCACCCAUUAACUACAUGUGAAGUAUAUACUCGACAUUUUUAGAUUCAAUUAGAUUUUAGAUUUCAAAAUCGAGUAACCGUGAAUUGAAAAUGACAAUCAAUUAUUAAUGAAUCAUGUUGAUGCUGCGAAAGUUCCGAGUUUUUUAAUGUAUAUACAUAUAUAUUUUUCUUAUGUGUGUAAAUCAUGGUGAUUAACAUUAGUUGAGACACGAAUUCAUUUUAAUAAUAAACACUUCGGGGGACUCCGUUAUGACUACUAAUAAGCAUGUUCUUCUUGCUUGCAAAAAAUACUAUUGCGAUGUGUUCGUUAUGGAAUUUACAAUCAUGUUUAUGGAUAUCUCAAUCAAUCGUCAUUUUUUGGAAAUAAACUUGUUACUGUA